AUUUAUACCGCCUUCUUUUGCAGUCUUAUAUAUAAACACUCAUUUUUCUCUCCCUCUCCCUCUCCCCUCUCCCCUCUCCCUCUCAGACGCUCAGCAGUGGUGGAUGAGCUCCUGAAAGAUGUUCAGUUUGAUUGGGAGAUCAUGUAGAGUUGCUGAGAUCGAUCAAUUCAUCGGAUCCACACUGGAAUUGGUGGUUAAUAGCUUGCAUUUUCGUCUGCUGAGCUUCUGAUUUCAGUCCACAUUGAAGACAGAUAAUUGAAAAUGGAUAAACGGAGUUGGCCUUGGAAGAAGAAAUCAUCUGAAAAAGCAGUAACUAUUGAUUCUCCUGCUGCAACUCUGUCUAGUUUGGGAGGCAAUCAAGUGGAUCAGGAAAAUGCCAAAAGUGUAAACUAUGUACAAAUUUCAGAAGAAUCAUAUGCACAACUGACUGCAUUGGAGGAUGAAGUUAAAUUCCUAACUGAAAAACUAACUUCCGCCCAAUCUGAAAUCACCACAAAAGAGGAGCUUGUAAAACAGCACGUGAAAGUUGCUGAAGAAGCAGUCUCAGGCUGGGAAAAGGCUGAAGCAGAAGCCUUGUCAUUGAAACAGCAACUUGAAUCUGUGACAUGGCUAAAGCUUACAGCUGAAGAGCAAGGGUCCCAACUUGAUAGUGCUCUUAAGGAUUGUAUGAAGCAAAUCCGGAGUGUGAAGGAAGAAAGUCAGCAAAAAUUACAGGAUGUAGUGCUUGCAAAAACUAAGCAAUGGGAAAAAAUAAGGUCAGAACUGGAGGCCAAGAUAGAUGAUUUUGAACAAGAACUACUGAAGGCAUCUGCAGAAAACGCUGCACUUUCACAGUCCUUUCAAGAGAGAACUAAUGUGCUGAUCCAGGUCAGUGAUGAAAAAACUCAAGCUGAUGCUCAGAUUGAAGUGGUGAAAAGCAAUUUACAAUCAUGUGAAAGGGAAAUAAAUUCUUUGAAGUACGAACUGCAUAUAGUCUCUAAGGAACUUGAAAUUCGCAAUGAAGAAAAGAAUAUGAGCAUAAGAUCUGCUGAAGUAGCAAGCAAGCAACAUGCAGAAGACGUCAAAAAAAUAACAAAACUUGAAGCAGAGUGCCAAAGGCUAUGAGGUCUUGUUCGAAAAAAGUUGCCUGGACCUGCUGCAUUAGCUCAAAUGAAGUUGGAAGUUGAAAAUUUAGGCCGGGUUUAUGGGGAACCAAGAAUGCGGCGAUCUUCACCUAGGAGUUCCAGCCCACAUUUUGCACCAGCUCCAGAUUUUGCCUAUGAAAAUUUCCAGCAGUUCCAGAAAGAGAAUGAGUUUCUUACUGCACGAUUAUUAUCUAUGGAGGAGGAAACAAAAAUGCUAAAAGAGGCAUUGUCAAAACGAAAUGGUGAGCUGCAAACUACAAGAAAUUUGUGUGCUAAAACAGUGAACAGGCUUCACACCAUUGAAUCACAUAUGCUUGUUCUGAACCAACAAACGGGUCCUUCAAAACCAGAUAUCAAUCUGAUCCUUGAAGAUUCAUUAAAUGAGAGCAACCUGCCAAGCAAGUCCUCAAUGCCAUUAGAUGUUAUUGAUGAGGAGGGUAGCUGUUUGGAAUCUGGGGAAGGCACAUUAUCAGAGUUCUCAAACUUAAAUAAAGAAGAAGAGGUUGACAAGGCUAAGAAAACAGACAAGUCCAGCCACAUGGAUCUUAUGGAUGAUUUUCUGGAGAUGGAGAGAUUUGCCUGUUUAUCGACAGGAACAGAUAAAAAUGUCAUCCUUCCUAAAAGUGAAACCGGAAAGGCAAUUAGUGGGAAUGCUGAUACUACUCAAAUUGUUCAGAAUGAUGGUGGUAAGGGUCAAUCAAAGCUGAUGUUCUCAUGCACGGGACAACUUGAGAAGCAAGUUGCAUCAAAGGGAAAUAAUGUUCCACUGUCAGAACUUCAGUCAAGAAUUGUUUUGCUAUUUCAAUCUCAAUUAGUGGAGCCCAACUUGAAUAAAGUCUUGGAGGAAAUCAACCAUAUAGUCCAACAUGUACAAGAAGAUUUGCCUCUGAAUUCCAGCAGUUGUAUCAUUGAGGAAAAUCUGUCUGCAAAUGCUACUAAUGAUCAACAACAAUAUCCAGAGGAUGCAAGGGAAACUGCAAAAAGUGGUACAUCCUUGGAGCAAAUAUCAACCUCAUUUAUAGACACCAAGCACGCCAUUGAUCAAAAGUUGAAGAAUGCCAUUUCUCAAGUUCAUGAUUUUGUGAUCUCUUUUGGUAGAGAUGCUCUGAAAAUUCAAAGUACGUUUUCUGACAGUCAUGAACUGGAUGAAGAGUUUAAGAAAUUCUCUGCAUGUGUUGACAGAGUUCUCUCGGAAAAGAUGGUUUUAGAUGAGUUUGUAAUUGCAUUGUCUAAUACCAUGUUUGCUAUGAGUGGGUUGACUUUUAACAUGUUCAAGACUAAGCACAGUGAGGGUGAAAACAGUUCUGAUUACGUAGACAAAGUAACGCUGCUAGAGAAGAAAAUAACUCAACAUGAACCAACGAAAGAAAGAUCCUUACUUGACUCUCAUCAACCCCCCACAUUGAAGGUUGAAGAGCCCAUUGAUUCUGCCUAUGGGGUAAUGCCCACGAUUGAUGAGUGCUCAUCAGAAGAGUUGGAACAAUUAAAGCUGGAGAAUAAGAACUUGAAGGUGGACCUUGCUAGAUGUACUGCAUCACUGGAACAGACAAAAAUUCAGCUGGUUGAAACAGAGCAGCACUUAUCCGAGCUUAUAUUAGAGCUAGGUGCAUGCCAAAAAUCAAAUAGUUUGGCUCAGACACAGUUGAAGUGUAUGACUGAAUCAUACAAGUUGCUGGAAACUCAAACUCAGGAAUUAGUAACUGAGAUAAACCUGCUGCAAUUGAAGGCAGAAACAUUGGAAAAGGAUCUUCAAGAAGAAAAGCAUUCCCAUCAGGACUAUUUGGACAAAUACAAAAACCUUAAAGAGAAGAUGGAAAGGAAUGAGAAGCUUGCAAGUUGCUCCCUUCCUUUAGAUGCUGAUGCAGGUCCCAAGGCUCAACAGGAGAGAGAGCUUGCAGCAGCUGCUGAGAAACUUGCAGGGUGUCAGGAGACUAUUUUUCUUCUCAGCAAGCAACUGAGAGUAAUGCACCCACCGCUAAUGGACUCCUCUCCUAAUGACAAACAGAGGAAGAGUGAUGCUUCUUUGGAAGAUCAACCAAGCCUAAUUGGCUUUCAUUCUCCAACUAUGCCCAGUCCACAGCAGUCAGACCAGGCACAGAGGGGAAAUUUUUCUGCCUUUAAUUCGAAGAACACAGGUGAAUCCGCUUCAGAUGUGUGAGAUCUGUAUGUGGGCCUAUCUAAGACUGAAUCGAGCUCUUUUUUGAGAUCUCCUAUUAGCUCCAAGCCCCAAAAGCAGAGGUCAUUGAGAUCAUCUGAGUCUUCAAACUUCAGUACAAUAGUGCCUGAGAAGCAAGGGCGGGUCUUCAGCAGAUUUUUCUCGAAAGGGAAGAGUGGCCAAUAGUAUGUGGAUAUACUGUAAUGCAUGAUGAUUUUUGAGUCAACCUGAUUACUCAGCUUUCUUAAAGUUCUUGCCGUGUAAAAUAUGUAUACCAUUUCAAAGCCAUUCGCCCAUUGGUCUUGUCAGUUACCAUUGUGCCCAAACAGAGUUCAUUGCUAUAGUAGAAGUUACAGGACGCAUGUUCUUUAUCAUUGCAGACGUUGAGAAAUUUGCGCAUUAGGCGUUUCACAAGUUUCAGAAGCAGUCUCACUGUAUGUUGGCAUAAAGGAUUAUGUUCCUAGUUUUCCUUUAAAGAUGAUUUAUUUAUUUUAUUUA
Molecule: messenger RNA, 3777 nt
Organism: Dioscorea cayenensis subsp. rotundata (Guinea yam)
Lineage: Eukaryota; Viridiplantae; Streptophyta; Magnoliopsida; Dioscoreales; Dioscoreaceae
Product: filament-like plant protein 4
Exons: 6
Source: RefSeq, a predicted model, not a curated record